This is a messenger RNA of Ceutorhynchus assimilis (cabbage seed weevil), 700 nucleotides long. NCBI's taxonomy places the organism in Eukaryota, Metazoa, Arthropoda, Insecta, Coleoptera, Curculionidae. The record is from the annotation of a GenBank genome assembly.
AGAAGUAAAAAAUAAGCUUUUUGAUAAGUACAAAAUUCCAGAAAAUUGCCAAAUUCUCCAAGGGCCCAAGCUAAAUCAUCGAGCAGAAAAAAGACACUUUCCUCUUGGAGUUGCAGACAGUGAUGGGCAAAGGCUUAACAGCCCUAGAAAAAGUGCUUUCUCAACUGGCUAAGGAGGAAGGGGGAGGAGAAAAUGGAGAACCGGACGAGAACCUGGUGGGACUAGCAGAAUCGGCGCAGUUGUUUUGCAUUGCGCACAACACCGUCUCGGCACAUCGGAAAUUCCAAAUAAACCAUCAUUUCAAUCCAGAAACACAAAAAAUAGCAGCUGCGCAAUCUGCGGAUCUGCUUCUUUUUGGCGACGAUUUUGCAGAAAAAUGCAAAAAUGCUAAAGCAUUCAAAACCACUGCCAAAGAACUUCAAGCCACCGUUUCCACGUCAAAAAACUCCCCAGCUCGUGCCUCGAAAAAACGGUGGAAAUCAACGACAUGGCAGGACAAAGGAUCAGGGAAGCACGAGGGAAAAUACAAACCACGCUACUACAGAGCGAGGAACAGACCUCAGUCCAAGCCCUUCAAGAAGGAGGGGAGGAAGUACUAGGGAGCCCCACCCCCUGUGGAAGAACCUUAUCCUGGGAGCAGCCAUUUUAUCAAGCUUGCCUUUAGCAAGAAAGACAUCCCAAGCAACACCAUCGAUGUUAU